UCCAGUUUGUCAGAAAAAGAAAGCAAGAUUCGUUUUUCGAACUUGUACAUGCGCGUUUGACUUUUUCUAUAUACCAUUAGGAAAGAAGUGGAAAAGUGUAUGAAGGAAUAGUUAUGAUAUAAAAGAAUGUUGUAAGAAUGGUGUCUAAGAUUUUACAAUAUUUAGAGGACAAAAAACAAAAAGCCAAACAUUUCUUUUGUGAAGGGAAAAAUUAAACACAAAGUGCAAUAGUGUUGUAUUCCAUUACGACUUUAAAGUCAAAACAUUUAAAUUAAUCUAGACAAUAGUGAUAUAUUUGAAUGUUAAAGGAUUUCGUUUUUUUUUUACUUGUGUUGGACAUUUAAAAAUAUCCGGAAAGAAAGUAUAAUUGCUAACUGCUCAAUUGAAUUUCGUUUUCACUGUGGCGAGAGAUUGUGUACGAUUAAGGAGAAACAGAACAAUUAGAUGUGUAACAUGAAAGAGCGAAAAGAUUCAGUGGAAAGUAACAAUAAUGAUAGCCAUAGCCAGCAACCUUCUUUUAAUUCUAGUAUAGUUCAUCCUAGACACAAACGAAACAGGAUGAAGAAACGUAUGUCAACAUUAUUACACACGCAUGUGGCGCUUAUCAUCCUAACUGCUUGUGCAACACUUGAUGCAUGUUGUGUUAUUGGUCAAAUUAUAUCUGAUAUUUUAAUUAUGAAAGAUGAAUUACAUGAAAAAGAAAUCCUAGAGGCUAAGUCUAAAGAAAUCAUUUUUAAGACGUUCCCAAAUACUCUUAAUCAAACAAUCCAUGGGAACUGGUCUCUGCCGAACAUGUUGAUGGAGAUACAGAAGGACUUCGGCCACACCCACCAUGACGGAAUAGAGCACAGUGCAAUCGACAGACUUGCCAAACUGGGAAAAAUCCCAUGGCCAGAUAUGUCCAAUGACACUGGAAGUGGCCUUGACCUUGAAUCAUUGUUAGGUCACAAUCACCACUUACAUGAUCAUGCACAUGAUCAUAGUGAUUUCCAUGUGCAUUCUAGGAAGAAACGCGGGGCAGGAGCCAACCAUAAGCACGACAUGUUCCAAACAGACUCAGCCAAGUAUAGACAUUAUAUGUUGCAUGAGCUGACACACGCGUUCCAUUUAGGCUCCAUGGUUAUACUUACAUUCCUGGUAUUGGUCACAUAUUUCAAAAUAUUCAUAAUGGGAAAGAAGUUCCUUCAUCACAAAAUAGAGGUUUUCGAUGCAUUUGUCAUCACCGUUUCAUGGGCUCUUGAUCUGGUGUUUUGGGAAGGUUUGUGGGCUCACCCUGAAGACGAGGCUGCCAAUAUUAUGAUCUUCAUUUUGCCCUGGAGAGUUAUAAGGAUAGUGAAUAGUUUUGUGUUGGUGAUACAGGGAAGAGAUUUACUGCAGCUGAAGAUUGUGAAGCAACAAUACAGAGGGUCAGUGAAAAGAGCCAAUGACCUGAAGAUGAAAGUUGAAUUAUACAGAGUUGAAGUAAAGAACUUACAGUCGUUGUGCAAAAGAAAAGGAGCCAAUGAAAAGGAGAUUCAAAGUUGUGCCGCAGCCGGUGCUGGUCGUAGACGACGUAGCAGCUUGUUACCAGUGCUAAACCGUCUGGCUUCACUUGGGUUAUCAGUAAACAGUCAGACAGACUUGACAAAGGCUACAUACGAACCUGAACCUCCGACUCCAGCAGAUUCAGACGAUGACCUUGACUCCGUUUAUGUUCCAUCGUUCAGCCGGAUGAGCAGCGUCAGUUUAGACGACUUCAAUCUUGGACGAACAGUAUCGAACAGCACCGCAUCAACACUUCCGCUAAGUCCGAAACAGAGCGUAAAUUCAAACUACAGCACGGGCGAAGAAAAUCCUGUAUUCGAAGAUGUAAUUAGUCAAAACCCAAAUGGCGACACUGAGGGUGUUGACACGAAACUUUGAACAUGUGUAUAAAUAGAUUCCCGGUUUUCCAAAUCUCGUCUUUUUGCUUUCUUCAACGAGAGUUGAGCUUUGCCGGUUGUGUUGUGGGGAAAAUGUUUUCGAUGUAAAGCUAUGCUUUGUGAAACACUGUCAGCAAUAAUAUUUAUUCAGUGCAUAUUAAUAUGAGAAACAGUUCACAUCGUAGCAAAUCGGAAUUUCACUGGUGGUUGUUUUUUUUGCAUACAGUGUGUUCUUUGUUGGCAUUAAGUACAUGUUUGUAAACUAAAAUACCCAGUGGGUAAUAUGUGUCAUAACAAAGUCACUGUUGAAAGAGCUUCUUGCAGUGUGUUGCACCGGCACCGGAUUGUGUUGAAGACAUAGGAAACAUAUAUUUUACCAGGGACUAUAAAUGGUAUAUAUGCAGUUAUCAGGUAUAUACACUGAGCUAAGCAACAUACCUUUGUUUUGUUGGAUAUUCACAAGUUAUGUGCUCUUUGUUAUAACUGACUAUGUUAGGUUUAGUAUUUUAAGCGUUUCUAUUUUUUUUUUUGGAAAUCGUUAAGUUUUGGACAUUUGUUACUUUAUUAGAUUAAUUUUACAUCUUAAACAAGUUCUGAUUUUAAAUGCAAGAAGGUUCUACCAUGUUUAAAGCCAUUUGCUUAUGAAAGUAGUUGCGUCAGCUCUAUGCAUUAUAUUCUACUUCUAUCAAAAAUCAAGCUGUGUGCUGAAUUUGACACAGUUUUGAAAAAAACGGUAUUUAUAUACUCAGUGAUUGAUAUUCUACAUAAGAACUGUGAUAUGACUUUAAUGUAUGUACCUGUGCUGUGUGGACUGAGAAUAUGAAUAGCAUAUAUCAUUGUGAUUGAAUAUCAAACAAAAUGUGAUUGAAUAUCAUAUAGCAUAUAAAUAUAUAUGAGAAUAUGAAAGAAUGUUUUCUGUGUAGUAUUUUGAAUGUGUAAGCUUUAAGAAAUAUUUUUGUUAACUGAUGAAAACAUUGAAAUAUCACAUUAUUAUUGAAAAUUAGCGUACACUUUAGAUUUCAAUACUAAAAGAAAUUCUGACAGAUCAUAAAAAACACAAUAAGCUUUGUUUUGGAGAUUUUAAGUUCAUCUAUUUUUUUAAACCAUUGUUAUAUGUCAGAACAGUGACAGAUCUAUGAAAUAAAAUCUAAAGGUAACAUAAUUGUUUGAAAAUGUUCUCUAAAUAAAAGAGAAUGUUAAACGUUUCAAUCAAUUCAUUUUAUUAUAUAAUUAGAUAAUUAUCAAAACUGGCAUCUAGCAUUUUGAUAGAAGUUGAUAGAAGAUAUCUCUAGCGUCCACUUUAUAACAAUGUUUACCGGUUUGUUUUUCAAAAAUAACGUUGCUCAGUUUUCGGUUAUUAGUAUACAUGUUACGCAUUAUGUGUUACUUUCUAUAUAUCCUGCUGAUUUGCUUGAUUUUUUCAUGUUUGUUAAUAGAUACUCAUGUAUGAGAACGUGUACAUGUUGUUUUUUAUUCAUGUUGCUUUUUAUCUAAGAAAACUUACAUCUCUUUUACUUGUUUAUUGCUGUUAAAAAAUAUAUAUACACUCUUUUUCACCUACCAUUUUCAUAUUCAUCUGCUCUGAAAGAUUUUAGUCAUGUUUGUUGUUUACAAAUGUCAUGCUUGUUGCAAUUCAUAAUUGUACGGAAUCAUUUUUUUCUUGUAUUUAUGACAUAGUAGUAUUUUAACCCUUACCCUGCUAAAUUUCUAAAAUGGACUGGUCCAUCAUUUAAUGUGGGCAGCACCAUUUAUUAUUCAAAGGGGCGUUCACUGAAAAUUUACUGACUGAAUAGCGAACAGUGCAGACCAUGAUCAGCCUGCACGGAUGUGCAGGCUGAUCUUGGUCUGCACUGGUCGCAAAGGCAAAAUUAUUUGCCGCCAGCAGGCUAAGGGUUAAUCUGCUCUAAAAUAAUGUUAUAUACAAUCACAAGCCAGAACGUAAAUUCUACGAAGACUAACCAAAGCGUUACUUUCUAAUUCAGUUAGUUUUAAACGGCGACCCGCUGAAAUCAAAUUCCGCAUUUCCAAAAACAAUUUCGGUUGACUAUGAUGAAAAGUGUCGGAAUGGUUGGUUUAUGGAUGUUUCCGCAUCAGUAAAUAAUAUCAUUUGCGGCAUGAAAAUUUAAAUGCCUUCUUACAGCAUCCAGAAAUUAUUCUCUUCGCAUACAAAGUCGAAUUUCACAAAUUAUGCACAUGGAGUUUAAAUGACUAAGGGAAGUAAUUAAUAGAGUAAACUCCCUUGGAUUAUACAAGCCCGGUUAAUGUAAAAUAGGUGUAAAUUUAAGAUGCAUGUGAUUUUUGUGUCAUAGAAAUGAAUAUUCAUCAUACCAUCUUGUGAGAGUGUUAUAAAAUAUUUGUCAGGUUAAUAUGGUUUAUUUCGUAUUAAUCAAAGUUGUAUUUAUUUUUUCUUUAAUAGAUAUGUUGGAUAAAUAAAAAAGAAUAAAUUUGAGAAAAUGUA
Molecule: messenger RNA, 4359 nt
Organism: Mercenaria mercenaria
Lineage: Eukaryota; Metazoa; Mollusca; Bivalvia; Venerida; Veneridae
Exons: 8
Coding region: 445-1902 (485 amino acids)
Biological process (GO): proton transmembrane transport
Cellular component (GO): plasma membrane
Molecular function (GO): voltage-gated proton channel activity
Source: RefSeq, a predicted model, not a curated record